Molecule: messenger RNA, 1079 nt
Organism: Chaetomium strumarium
Lineage: Eukaryota; Fungi; Ascomycota; Sordariomycetes; Sordariales; Chaetomiaceae
Product: ClpP/crotonase-like domain-containing protein
Exons: 2
Coding region: 121-1017 (298 amino acids)
Biological process (GO): fatty acid beta-oxidation
Cellular component (GO): mitochondrion
Molecular function (GO): enoyl-CoA hydratase activity
Source: RefSeq, a predicted model, not a curated record
UCUCCGGCGGAACGAGCUUCACUCCUUGCCAGCCGCACCCCAGAACUCGCAAGACAUCAACUCCCAUAUCGCAAGGCUGGGCAAUCUUGUUAACAGCCGGCAUACCCAACAAUUCAAAAGAUGAACGCCGCAGCAGCCCGUGUCACUGCCCUGCGCAACCUGCGGCCGGUGGCCUCCCGCUUCCAGCCGAGCUCCCUGCCGCAGGUCGCCCGGGGCUUCUCGGCGUCCGCCCGCCGCAGCUACGAGUACAUCGAGGUGUCGGAGCCCCGGCCUGGCGUAGGACAAGUGAAGCUCAACCGGCCCAAGGCACUCAACGCGCUGUGCUCGCCGCUGAUCGCGGAGCUCAACACGGCGCUGCGCGCAUUCCAGUCCUCCCCGACCGUCGCGGCCGUCGUACUCACAGGCUCCGAGAAGGCGUUCGCGGCGGGUGCCGACAUCAAGGAGAUGGCGCCGCUGACCUUCAGCGAGGCGUACAGCAGCGCCUUCAUCGAGAGCUGGUCGGAGCUGACGACCAGCCUCAAGAAGCCGCUGAUUGCGGCCGUGUCGGGCCACGCGCUGGGCGGCGGGUGCGAGCUCGCGCUCAUGGCCGACAUCGUGUACUGCACGGAGACGGCCAACUUCGGGCAGCCCGAGAUCCGGCUGGGCACGAUCCCCGGGGCGGGGGGGAGCCAGCGGUUGACGCGGGCCGUGGGCAAGAGCAAGGCGAUGGAGCUGAUCCUGACGGGCAAGUCGUUCUCGGGCCAGGAGGCGGAGCGGUGGGGGGUGGCGGCGCGCGUGUUUCCUACGUAUGACGCGCUGAUGGAGGGCGCGCUCAAGACGGCCGAGACGAUCGCGGGCUACUCCAAGGUGGCGGUGCAGGCAGCCAAGGAGGUGGUCAACAAGAGCCAGGACCUGGCGCUGCGGGACGGCGUCGAGUACGAGCGACGCGUGUUCCACAGCCUGUUUGGCAGCCAGGACCAGAAGAUCGGCAUGAAGGCGUUUGCGGAGAAGAAGAAGCCCGAGUGGAGUCAUCGGUAGGCAGGUAUUGUAUACAUGUAUGUAGAUGCGGGUUCAAAAAUAUAAGAAGAACAGCAACUGUC